Molecule: messenger RNA, 453 nt
Organism: Peronospora matthiolae
Lineage: Eukaryota; Oomycota; Peronosporomycetes; Peronosporales; Peronosporaceae
Source: the annotation of a GenBank genome assembly
AUGAACCCGAUGCACGUGCCCCGUGCCAGACGGUCAGGCUUCAGCCGAUUGUCGCUGCAGAGCGAGACGACUGCACUCGUCAGACGUCACAAGGUAGUAGCCGCCGCCGCAGUAGCAGCACCGGUAGGACACAAAUCUUCACGAGUCCGAACUUUGCGUCGCUCCUUCGUUCCUUCCACCUCAAGGGAGACAGACGUUCAGUCAAAAGCCUGUCGACUCGUUAUCGCUGCACGAGGAGCGAGCGAGCGACACACACGGACUGUCGCUGUCGCAUUGUCAAUCGGCUUUCCCCUCGCCAAGGAGGUCGUGGUCGAGCCACUUCCGCUCCACGAAACGACGAACAGGUCCCGCAAGUCCGACAGACUCUUUGGUUACUAUUGGGCUCCGAUACCGACUGCAGCUCCUUCCAGCAGCUCACAAACGCCUCGAGUCGUCCGUAUCGUCGUCUCCUGA